Molecule: messenger RNA, 1457 nt
Organism: Oreochromis aureus
Lineage: Eukaryota; Metazoa; Chordata; Actinopteri; Cichliformes; Cichlidae
Gene: hoxa2b
Product: homeobox A2b
Exons: 2
Coding region: 131-1219 (362 amino acids)
Biological process (GO): regulation of DNA-templated transcription
Molecular function (GO): DNA binding; DNA-binding transcription factor activity, RNA polymerase II-specific
Source: RefSeq, a predicted model, not a curated record
UAUAACCAGUUAAGUAGUUUAUCAAAAUAAACCUCGCCAUCAUAUAUUUAUAUAUAGAGAGAGAUAUUUUGUCUUUAUAAUUCUUCCCUCCUCUGAAUACCCGUGAGCUUUCCGAGACAAGCAGGAGGAGAUGAAUUACGAAUUUGGGCGAGAAAGUGGUUUUAUCAACAGCCAGCCGUCGCUCGCUGAGUGCCUGACAUCUUUCACUAACCCUGUCGGUGAUGCAUUUCAAAGUUCAUCAAUCAAGAUCUCAGCGCUUUCACAGUCGACACUGAUUCCUCCUCCUUUUGAGCAGACCAUCCCCGGCCUGAACCCGAGCGUCCACCCACGCCACAGCCGCUCCAAGCAGGCUCAGAAGGGCUUCAGCCCGCUACAGGCUGUGUCCCUACCCCCGGAGUACCCGUGGAUGAAGGAGAAAAAAAGCAUCAAGAGGAACCAGGCUGCUUCUGCUUCUUCAUCUUCUUCUGCUCCUGCUGCUGCUACUGCUGCGACGACGGAUGACUCCUCGCCACUCUACUUCUCCCCCCAAGGUUCACCUGAUACACCAGAGAGUGGUGCUGGCGAUGGAGGGUCAUCAAGGAGGCUGAGGACUGCGUACACCAACACCCAACUUCUGGAGCUGGAGAAGGAGUUUCAUUUUAACAAAUACCUGUGCAGACCGAGGCGAGUGGAAAUAGCUGCUUUGCUGGAUUUAACGGAGAAGCAGGUGAAAGUGUGGUUUCAGAACAGGCGGAUGAAGCACAAGAGGCAGACUCAUAGCAAGGAGAACAGGGACAGCGAGGGGAAAUACGCCUGCCUGGACGACGGGCCGGAGGACGAGUUGGAGCAGGCUACAGAGGGCAGCGCCGCCGGGACUCUCUUUGAGAGGGAGAGGUAUUUCCACCAGAAUACCUUGACUUCACAACACUGUCAGAACGCACACAAUGGGGAGAGCCAAAGCCCAACUGUUACCCCUCUGAGCAGCAAUGAGAAAAAUCUGAAACAUUUUCCAAACCCGUCAGCCAUUGUGCCCAUCUGCGUGUCCACAAUAGGCCCGAACAAUGACGAUUCCCCGGACCUGGACGCCUCAUUGCAGGAUUUCCAAGUUUUCUCAUCCUCGCCCUCUUUCUCACCGAGUUUGUCAGAAUCAGCUCAAAGUCCCCUGCCUUUACCCUGCGAGACUUUCGACCUCUUCUCAGAAACACUCACAACAAUCGACCUGCAAAACCUGAGUUAUUGAAAUGUUUCGACUUUGGUAUUUGUAACUCAGAAGGUUGUGCUCUAGUUUAGGACGUCAGGGUGGAAAUUUUUAAUAGAUGAGGUAAGUUAAAGCGAAAUAAGCAAAGCUCUUUUCUUUUUUUGUUGCCUGUAUGGACUGUUAGGCUGUUAGAAGACACAGUGCACAUUUAUUUUUAUAUGGAUUUGGACUAUAAUUGAGCACAAUAUUUUUAUUGAAAUAAAAUUUUACAUUGAUUGGA